Bipolaris oryzae ATCC 44560 is the source of this 2034-nucleotide messenger RNA. RefSeq lists its product as uncharacterized. The record is from RefSeq and is a predicted model, not a curated record. Gene Ontology annotation, molecular function: DNA binding; zinc ion binding. Gene Ontology annotation, biological process: DNA-templated transcription. NCBI's taxonomy places the organism in Eukaryota, Fungi, Ascomycota, Dothideomycetes, Pleosporales, Pleosporaceae. The coding region runs from base 1 to 2034 and encodes 677 amino acids. The transcript is spliced from 4 exons.
AUGCCCCCUUUACGGCCACUUCUGCCAGCAGCCGAGGGGUAUCAGAGGACCUCACCCACAGCCACGCCUUCAACAAAGCAGAAAGUAUCAGCAGCAUGCCACAGUUGCCGUAAAUCCAAAAAAGAGUCACGUCAGAUCAGGCAAAGAUAUGCUCAACUGCAAAAGCAGGAAUCUACGCACGAGAAGCUUAUCGGAAUGAUUAGGAGUAUGCCAGAGCAAGACGUUGCCGAAAUUGUCCGUCGCCUAAAAGCUGGUAUGGAUGCCGCAUCCAUAGUAAGCUUCGUGAGGGAUGGAAAUUUGCUCAUGCAGCUCUCAUUGACACCUGAGACUAGUCGUCGAUAUGAGUUCCCCUUAGUGACCGCGAUGCCAUACCACCUCUACAUCGGUGGCAACCCAUAUCUAGACUCUCCGUACCACAGGUCCUUGUUUCCUCAUUCGGCUAGUGGUAGUGAAGACUCGAGUCAGAGAACCAAAGUUCAAGGUGUUGACAAAGACAACCGACGUGCAGCAGACGACGAGAUCCAUCCUAGCGCGUACGAGCUGCCGUACCACACUACGCAAAUGAUCGAGCCAUUGAUGGAGAAAGUUACCGCGGCACCAUGGACCAAGGUCAUUUCCGAUGAUCGUCUGUUCAGAAGACUCAUUUCCUCCUACUUUUGUUACCCUCAUCCUUGCGGUCCUUUCGUACAUAAGGAUCUAUUCUUAGAGGAUAUGGCUGCGGGCCGGACUAACUUUUGUUCGCCAUUGUUGGCCAAUGCUAUGCUUGCGAAUGCUUGUCAAAGUUGCUCUACCAUUCCAGACCGUUCCAAGGUAUGGCUGCCAGAGUCUCUGACAUAUAGAUUCACGGCUGAAGCAAGACGAUUGUGGGAUUUGGAAUCGUUGCCGGGCAGGAGCAAAAUCCCGACCAUACAGGCGGCGCUCAUACUCAGCUACAAUUCGACAAACAACGGCUUAGAUGAAAUCGGGACCAUAUAUGCGAGACGGGCUUGUGAGAUGAGCCAAGACCUAGGGUUAUUUGGUCCGGAGGAGUGGGGAGCUGGCACAAAGAUGGAGAAAGCUCGUCUCUUUACAGCCUGGGCGGUCUUUUCUUGGCAGGCCAUGUUCGACUAUUACUUCUUUCGUCGACCAUACUUCAGCCAACCGCCGCAAAUGCCGUUGCCGAACCCGAGGCUACAUUCUGAUUGGUAUGGAGAAGUGUCAUUCCAGUAUCCUCGAGAUCCACGACCGAUGCCAUUGUCGAUUGGAUAUAAAUUCUAUUGUGAGACAGCUCUUCACAAGAUCAUAAAUGAUAUAGGGCUACUUACAUUCGGAAGGCCCUCAGCGCAGAUGCUUACUCUCGAUGAGCUUGCUGUAAUCAAAAGGGAGCUCGAUAAAUGGAAGAAUUUAUUGCCUGAGGCGUUCCAGCCAGAGAAGGUUGUCCUGCCAUCCCACCUGAUGUUACAUGUCCAAUAUUGGCAAAUCGUGAAGGCCAUAGCGCAAUUGAUGGUGAAAGCGGAAAGUGUGGAAAGAUCCAAGGCAGCGGCCCUGUGGCCAGAAAAGAGCCCCCAAUCAUCCCUCCACGAAGCCCGCAUCAUGCUUGAAACAGCCUCUUGCAUAUACUAUGCACGGCACGGAUUCGAGUUUUACGAUCCCUGGGUUGCUUUCACAUUGACUAUAAUUGGCAACACUGUCAUUGACGAUCUCAAGGCAGGAUCAAUCAUAGAUCCUCGUAUUCUAGCAGGCUACCGUUCGCUUCUGAUUCUCUCAGCACAAGGUCUGGCUAGCCAAAGUCAUCACUACCACAAUGGCACACUCCUGGCAACUCAGCUUCAGAGCGCCAUGAGUCCUCAGGACUUGCAGCUGGCUUGCACACAUGUCAAAGAAGCGGGAAUGAGUAAAUUGGACCAGUUGUUGGUGGCAGAGCACUCUCAAAGCCACUGGCCUCUACCAGACAAGGUGGCGAUUAAUGAAGAUCCGGAAAAGGUAAAAUUGAAUACAUUGCUGCAGGGUAUUGAAGAAAUUCAGCUUCAGCAGUGUGAGGAGCGAGAAACGUGA